This is a messenger RNA of Delphinapterus leucas (beluga whale), 8827 nucleotides long. Lineage: Eukaryota; Metazoa; Chordata; Mammalia; Artiodactyla; Monodontidae. The record is from RefSeq and is a predicted model, not a curated record.
AGGCACGUGUGAGGUCGGGGUGGGGGGCUGCGGAGCGGGGGCGAGUAGGUGGGCGGGACAGGGUCCCCUCCCGCUCCCACCCGGCUGGGCUGGGCUGGGCUGUGCGUGUGAGCGGCGGCGCGGCGGAGUGUCCGAGAGUCUGUCUGUGUCCCCGCAGAGGGGAUCGGCCUGCACGAAGUACCCGGUUUCUCGGCUGCGGUCUGCGUGCUACCGCGUGUGCGUGUCAAUGUCUCUGCUCCCGCUGGCGCGACCCAGGCACUGUGGGGGUAGCGUCUCCAGGUACAUACACACAGGUGGGGAGUAGGCUGGGCUCAAUUCAGAGGGUGCGCCACCCCUCCCUAGGACCUGACAGCAGCACCUCAAACCAUCCGCACACCCCCAACUCGCGUCCGCGAGGUGACAGGAUGAUGCAAAUGAGUCCCAUGUAAAUGAGCGUUAUGCAAAUAGUCGCGGGGCUCCAGGUCCAGACCGCAAGCCUGGAGCGCCCCCCAGAGGCCUUCCGGGAACGUCGAGACCCUGACGUCACAGCGGGCCAGGGCGCGCGGCCCACCUGGGACUCCCGUCCUCCCCAUCACGUGUGCAGCUGCCUCACAAACAUGUCCCUGGAGUCCUCCCACACACACCUCGCUCACUCCCUGCUCGUCAAGCACCUGCCAGCCAGCACCCAGUUCUUCAGGUCCAUCUCCUUGGACUCCUUUCAGUCCUGCGCCCAGACACACUAGUACCAAAUCCUAACAGGGUCAGCCCACCCUGUCCGGGUCCCCAAUCAUCCACAGCAGAGGUCUUCAAACCUCUUGGUGCCCUGGAACCUGAGGGUCUACUGAAACCUUGCAGGAAAAGUCAAUACACAAAGUGGUUCCCCCCCCACCCCGGGCCGCGAUGGACCCAGAGUAGCAAUCUGUCAGCCCACCUGGAGACCCUGCCCCUGGCUGGCCUCACUGUCUCCUCAGGGGAGCCUCCCACCCCCUCACCUCACCUCACCACACCCUGGCACUGCCCACACCACACUGAGAGUGGCAAUGCCCCGGACUUGGAGCACCCAGGGCAGGGUCUGACUUUUUAUCUCCUCCGGGCAGAGCUUGGCCCACAGCCCAGAACUUGGUGUGGUGAGCCCAGGCAGUGACACAUUUCCCAUUUACUUCUCACUGCAGCCCCCAGGACUGCAGUUGGAAUCCCUCCACUCAGGGAGGGGCCCACAGACAGUGCCAGGGUUUAAACCACAGACGUACGCACUGAGCACACACCCGCACAGGAGCCCUGUCUGCUGCUGCCACUGCAGCUUGGGCCAUCAUGGGUGGGCCCUGCUGGAGGAGGGGAGGCAAGGGUACCAGAGUGUGGGAGGGGCAAGCCCUGGGAUCAGGGGGAGCCCAUGCUGGCAGGGCAGGCCUCCCCCAGGCAGAGACCCUGGACUCUGCCAGCAAAUGGGCUGGCCUUAGGGCUCACGUGGUGGUGGUGGCGGUGCACAAGGCCUGUCAGGUCUGGCCUGGGGAAAGGGGACCCGCAUGCAGCCCGGUCCCUCCCAGCCCCAGCCCGAGCCUGAGCCCCCACAGGGCUUGGAUGCCUUCAGAGAGACAAAGGGCCAUUGAGGCCUCAGAGCCAGCUGGGGGAGGGGAACUCAGGCUACCCCGGCUAUUUUGGGAUCUUCAGACUCAAAAUCAUUCAGCCCUGACCAGGCCACGCAGGCUCAGACCCCAGGAACAGAGGGUGCUCCGAGCCAAGAAUCGGCCCCCCUCUGGGCUUACACACAGCAACAUGCUACUGCUCCCAUGUGUACACACGCACUCGAUGUCCCAGGUCUCACGUACGCAGAUACAUGCACACCCACUCACUCAAGUCUGCACAGGCACUGGGUGUCACACACUCACCUGCGUGCAUACACACUGCACGCCCUCAUGCAAUGCAAAACUUGCCCCUCAGUCACACAACACACACUGGGCGUGCCCCCAAGUACACGGUGUGGUUGCGCCCCUCCAGGUGCUUCCCUGAGAAGGAAGAUGGGGAAUGGAGUCUAGAGAGGAUGGGAAGUCCUACCUACUGGCCCCCCGCCGACACCUUUCUUACGCAGAUGACCCCUCCCUCACUCCGGAGGGGCCGGGCCCAGCUCCCCCGGAAAGGAGGGGGUGGGGGUGGGGCGGCACCGCCCUCCCGGCGGCGAGCACACACCGCGCGUGCGCACACACCUUUAAUGUCGGGCCUCGCGGCCGGCGGCGCCUCGGCUGGUCCCGCGGAGCGCGCGGUCCGCCUGUCCCCGCCGCCGGGACCUCGAGGGUACCCCGCUUGUGUGUGAAGCGCAUCGAACAGUCGAGCGCCGGCCGCCAGGCGGCCCGGAGUCACAGGUGUCUGGCCGCCCCGGUGGGGGAGGGGAAGAGGACGGGGCAGGGCGGCCCCUUCCCCCAGCCCCGGCCUCCUGGUGUCUGGUCUCAGGCUACGGCCGUCCCCUCCCCCUCGGCCUCGGCAGACAAUGGGCGUUUCACGGCGGGACGUCGCUGCUGGACCCGGGCCCGCCGCUGGGAAGGAGGCGGCGUCCAGCCCGGGCCCCGAUCAACGCCUCAGGACAGCCCCAAAUCCACCUCUUUCGGCCAGGCCCUGCCCAUCUCCGGGAGGAAAGAGAAAGCUGGAAGAGCCAGGGUGGCACCCACGUGUGGUCAGUGCCUGCCAAGCCACAGGGGCUACCUGCUGUUCCCUGCAUCUCCAACCUUGUGGUGCUGCCUUCCCUGCCCGGAAUACCCUUCCCCCUUGGCCUUCGCUCCUCAACACACAGCUACACCUGGCCUCCUUGGAAAGCCCGUCCAGAACCUCGAACGGCCCUGUGCAGGUGGCAGUGGCAGCCCUUCCAGCGGCCCUGUGAGGAUCUGCUUCUGGGCCGUGGCAGUUGGGUGGCUGAGGAAGGAACCCACGGAUGGAUUCACAAAUGGACCCUAGCGACCCUCACCGCCUCCCCUCCAGGGACAGAAGUGGAUGUACAUUGCUCCCCACUGGUGGGUCAGGGACAGGCCACAGUCUGGCCCAGAUGCUGUGCUCUUAUUUCGCCCUAAUGUACACGGGAAGCCCGUGUCUGUGGCCAGAGGGACAGGCUGCCUGCUUCUGCCGGGGCCAGCGUGGGGCGGCCCAGAGGCAGCUGCCAAUGGGAGGGGCAGGGAAGCUUCUGGCCCACCUCAGGCCAGAGGCAGACCAGCCUCUCCUGACUUGCCACACCUAACCCCUAACAGUGCCAGACUCAGGGUCCGGCAGGUACGAGAUGGGACAGGGAAUCCAAGUGGCCCCAGAGACUCUUCCUGUCCCUACCACAGUCCUUCCAUCUCUGGCAUUGAAAAACCCAGAGGCAGAGCCCACAGGAGGCAGGGCCCAGACCUUGUCCGGGAACAGGGGGGUGGGAGGAGGGCAUAGCUGGACACUGGGGCAGCAGGCAGGAGAUGGGAGCCAUAUGAGGGCAGAGGGCUGGAGCCCUGUUCCCAGGCCCCCAGGGACACAAGCCAAGGUUGCCUGCUACCAGCCUGCUGGCAGAGCACCUGCAGGGUCCCCUCCCCAGGCUGAUCCAAGGGUGGCAGGAACCACAGCCCAGCUGGGAUUUCAAUCAGAAUCGUGUGCCGGUUGGUACACCUGAGGCUGCAGGCACACGUGCACACGUGCAGGCCACACAGCUGUUAACAGCAGGCUGCGUGGGAGGACACAGAGCCGGCCCCUCCCAUGCCUCUUUGCCCUGGUGGGGAGGGGAGUGGGAGGGGCCCUCUUCCCCUUCCCAGGUCCAGCUGUAAGCAGCCCCUGGCAGGGGGCCUUCCUCAGAGGAAGUUCUCAGGAUCUGCUCUGGGGGGAGAGGCCCCUUCUAGGGGAGCUUCCCUCCCCACUGGAAACUCCACCAGAGGCCUAGUCACCCCUGCCCGGCUCCCAGCCACAGCCUGGGACUGGAACGUGAUCCCUCCUGAGUCCCAGUGUAGCCCGUGGGGGCACAGUGCCCUCUGAUGAGCUGCAUCAGUGUCACCAGGGUGCUUGUCACUAGGGUGCUGUCUCAUUUCUGAGAUCCCUGUUGCUCUUCAAUGAGAGGCGGGCACUCUCUGGGACUCUGGGGUGUCAAGGGUUACUGGGGCUAUUUCAGUGAUUGUGCCUGCAGCCCCCAGCCCGGCUGGGCCUUGGGGGCCUGUGUGGGGAGCCAUGGUUCCCCUAUCUCAAUGGUGGGGGGGGGGCGGCUGGGGCCAGCAGAGCCGGACAGGAGACGGAGACCAGUUUUCAUCCCCCCCCGCCCCCCGCCCCAGGCCUCUAGGCAAGGGUAGAACUUGUGGGGGGAGGGAGGGCAGCUGGCCUGGAGCCCGCAGGUGGAGGCAAAGGGCUGGGGCAGGUGCAGGGGCAGGAGAGAGGCCUGUUUCUGCAGCUGUUUUCCACCUUCCUGUGGUGAUGGGGGUGGGGGCAGGCUUUGCUUCUCAGGGGGCUGGGGAGAAUUAACCCUUUAGGAAGGAAGCAAAGCAGGCUGGAGGAGGCUGAGCUGGCCUGACUGUAGCAGGGUGAUGGUGAGAGUGACCUCUGGCUAGAUCCACGGCCCUGAAGUCUGGGCCCACUCCCCUGCUAACCUUACCUGGCAGCCCCAUGCCACCCUCUACACUCCCCCCACCUCAGCCUGUAGGACUGGCAGGGCAGGGGGCUGUAGCCCCACACCUGGGCCAGCUAGCCCUGACCAGGUGAAUCUAAUUUCUCCUCUGUGCACGUGGGUCCCAGCACCCCCAGAGAUGCUGUAAGGGCACAGGCAGGCCCCACCGGAAUCCACUCUGUCCAGCACCCUGGGGGAGGCCAGUAUAGACAGCGGGAGAGGGGAGGACAGUUUCAAAACAACUUUUUUUUUUGCAUUUCCAAUCUGCAGGGGAGAAUGGAGACCAGGGCUGUUCUCUGGGUGUGGAGCAGGGGGAUGAGGUGGGGUCUGGAAAAAGCCAAGAGCUGUUUCCACUAGCUCAGUCUGGCGCAGUGAAGGGACUGGAUCCAAAGGCCUUUGGUUUCAGGAGCAGCCCCCCACCCAAGCCUCCUGGGGCUGCCCCAGGGAGGACACCAGCCAGCCCACCGUGGGCCCAGGGGAAGUCAAAGCCGGCACAGGUCCAUUCUAGCGCUGACUAUCUACCACGGACCCCCAGGUGGGGAGAGGACAGGCGGGCGGUGGGGGGGGGGGCGGUCACACCCCACCUGAGCUGAUGCCCCACCCCCCUGGCUGCUGGAAGGAAGGAGAAAGCCUGGGCGGGCAGCCUCCAGCCUGGGCCUGCCUGGGGGAGGGGCUGAGGGCGCUAGGCGGGUCUGGAGGGGUGGGGUGAGAACCUACAGUCUGGAAGAGGGAAACAGGGACAGGAAGCAGCCACCUCCCACCUCAGGGAGGAAUGUGGCGGGAGUAGGACAGGCUCAGAGGACUUGGGGGUACAGAAGCUAAGUGCCAGACAGCAGAGGGAGCCUGCCCAGGAAACUCCCCCUGGACUUCUACCUGCCCCCGCUCUGCUUCAGGGAGAGCCAGUCCCUGUCUGGGGGUGUCUGCAGUCCACAUCCAGCUCCGAGGCCAUAGCGCCUGCACCAGUGCGGGGCCGGCCCGGGACCCAGCACCUCUCCAGCCUGAGCUACAUAGGACUGCCUUCCCAAAGGCCCUAGAAGGCUGGCCUGGCAGGGAGGAAGGGAGGGAGGGAGGGUGCUCACUGGAAUCAGGCUGGCCAGGCUAGGCCACGGCCGCCAGGACCCCGGGCUUCAGGGCUGGGCAGGGCUGAGCUGGGCCACAGCCAGACUCACCGACCCUGUCCCUGUGCCAGACCUGGAGAGGGCAGACAACACUUCCUUUCUCUGCUCCUGGCUCCUAGUGGGCAGGGAAAGGCCUGGGGAAGGGCUCCAGCCCUGCAUCCCUCCUAGGGGCUUCAGGGGGCCCCAGGACCAGUCUUCAUAAGGUGGGGGAGGGGAGGGUGGUGGGAGUGUAUGGGUGCUGCCCAGACCAGGGCAAAGUGGCUGAAGGCUGGAGGAGAUGCCUGCUCAGCUUCCAGCCUGGGCAGGCUCAUGGUGCGUGGGCGGCUGGCACUGGAAGAGGCCAGGCCACUUCCCUGACAAAGCAGGGGGCGAGGGGCUCCUUCCUGAAGAGGCUGCUCUGAAGCAGAGCAUCGUCUCCCUCACCCACAGGUGGCGCAGAGGGAGGGACACAUACCUGUCUCAGUUAUGCUCGGAAUGUGGCUCCCCAGGCGGAGGAUUGGGGAGGAGCUUCCUGGGGGCUGGAGGCUGGGGAAGGGGCCCAGAGCCAGGAAGACCCUGCAGGCCCUGGGGGGGAAACUGAGGAAGGUAGUCCCAGUAGAGCUGGGGCCCAGGUGGGGAUGAGCUGGGGGCAUCCAGGGAGGUGGGCCUGGCAGGAUGUGCCCCUGACCUUCACGGCUGUGGGCCUUUUGGGGGCCGGGGAGAGGUGUGUUAGAGACAGGGGUCUUGGGUGGUCUUAGGGUGACCUCCACAAAUCAGUGGCUGCCCAGCCUUCACUCUGGGCCCUGUGGGGCAGGGGCAGCUGUGGGCUCUCAGGAACAGAACAGGGUCAGAAUCAGACAGGGAGGGGUCAUCUUAGUUCAAGCCCUGCCCAUCCCUAACCCUAACCCCUCACUAGGGUGAGGCCUUGUCUCCCUGGAGAGCCUGGAGUGGGGUUUGAGGUCCUUAUCUCCCACAGAGUGGAAGGUGGGCCCUCCUCCCAGCCGCACCUUCCUGGGGGAGGUGGGGAGAGGACUGUCUCUUCCCCAAGCCUGGCCCCAGCUCCAGGGGGCCUUUUGCCUCAGGCCUUCGGGAGGCUCAAGGGGGAGGCACCCCCAUCUAACUGGGGUCCCUGGGAUGCACCCACCCUGCCUGCAGCCCCUGCUCCUCAAGGUGCCCCAGUUUGCUUCCAGAGAAGGGAUCCGUGUCAUGGGCUCAAAACUUUCAGGGCUCCCUGGCCCCUUGCAGUGGACCCCAAGCUUCUCACUCUGGGACCCUCCCCUCCCUGGGGGCUUCCCCUCCACCCUGGCUCUACCACAAGGCUCCAAGCUACAGUCAAGGCUACUUCCUUUCCUUUUCUCUCCAUGAACCUCCUUCCCCAAGACCCUCCUCCUGGCAGGCCCACCCCAGAAGACUCUGGUGGCCUCGGCCGCUUCUGGGUGCUCACCCCAUUGCUACACACUGGCCUGUGGGUCCCAGCACCACUCUCCCCCGCCGGCCCAACUGGAGCUGGGGGCCUAGCCCAGUCCCUAUCCUGGGCAGCCGGCACACAGAAGGUGAAGUCUCGCUGUAAGCUCUCCCUGUGGGCCCUCCUUUCCAGGUGUCGCUCUGCCCAGCCUGAUGUAUCCGGAACCAGGGCCUGGCCUGGGUAGAGCAGGAUCUGGCAAGAUGGCAAAUCUUGUUCUGCCCGGGGUGGCCCUCCUGCCACAUGCCCUCUGACCCCACAGAAGGCCUCAGUUACCGAGUCGUGGACCCUCAGGCUGGACCCGUCCAGCUGCAGAGUUAGUGAUGUGCCUUCUUGAUCUUGCAGAAACAGGGGACUCUCUGUGCCCUGACCCCUCUCCUUAGCCCCCAACUCAUCUUUCAAAACUGAGCAUCACACCCCACAGCCUGCCCCAUCUCCAUGUCACCCUCCUAUCUCUUCCCUAGACCACAAGCUUCCAGAGCAGGGCCAGGGUCUCCAGUCCUCACCUGGUGGGAGGGCCAUGCUGGGACCUCCUCAGCUAAGCUGGUGCUGCAAGGGACCAGUGACACAGCCCCGCCGGCCUCUCUGUAUGACGUUGCAGGCUGGGACCCUGGACGCAGCCCCAGGAGCAAUGGACCACAGGCCCCGCAGGAUGCUACAGGGCCCCCACUUCAGGUCCCGCCCCUCGCCCUGCACAGCCCGCCACCCAGGACCCCGCAAAAGCCAAGCCAGCGCCACAGCCGUAAGUCGGGUGGAAGAUGGAACUUCCCUGCUGGCCAACAGAGCAAAUCAGAGGGACAGGGUCACCUUCCCAGGACAGGAAGUCAAGGACCCUUCCCACUGCCCUGGGAGGAAGCAUUCUCUCCUCUCUCCGCCCUCUCCGGUACAUCCCUUCCCAGGCAGCCAUGAGGGGACAGACAGGAUGUGAGGGCGACGGGCAGUUCCUAUGUUCUCCCUGCUACAUUCCUCAGCCAAGGAUCUCAGCCCCCAACUGGGAUUCUCCUGGGUUGAGGUGGGUGGGUGAGCCCUGGUCAUGUGAUUCCUGCUCACCUCUCAGAGGCUGGGGUGGGGGAGGGAUGCUCUUGGGCCAUUCAGAACGGACGCAUGGGGAGAGCAGACAUGGAAAGGUUCUGUACCUCUGUGAGGGGAUCCCACACCCACUCAAACUCCUGGAAGCAGCCCACUCCACAUAACUGCCCCUCCCAGAAAUGACAGGCCUCUUGUCAUGACAGCCCCACCUCCAGCACAACCCUUAAGCCCCACCCCAACGGGUUUGCUCAACAUCUGGGCCCUGUCUAAACAAAUGUUUGGGCUUCUGCAGAACACAAACAACUGAUGUUCAUUCACCUGGUCCCAGCCUCUCUCCUAGAACAGGGAACUCCAGGAAGGGGCAUGCAGAACUACGGAGGGGGAGGGGAAGAGAGAGGAGGCCUGUCCCUUUGCAGGGCUGGGACUCACUUGGCUCCAAGACAAAAAGUGGUGGCAUCUCCAGGGCCAGGGUGGGGAGCGCUGCUUAUAUCAGAGAUUGGAGCUGAGAUGGCUGGGAAGCCAGGGAGCUGGGACUCAGAAAAGGAGGUUGGACCACGAGAUGCCAAGUGCUCUCGCCUCCAGCAAACUCUCUCCUGACCCCCACGGUGCCUCCCCUGCUCUGCCCCUUCACGCACCUUCCACACAGUGUUCCACCUCCUC